Malassezia sympodialis ATCC 42132 is the source of this 2514-nucleotide messenger RNA. RefSeq lists its product as uncharacterized. The record is from RefSeq and is a predicted model, not a curated record. Bases 1 to 2514 code for a protein of 837 amino acids. The transcript is spliced from 3 exons. Lineage: Eukaryota; Fungi; Basidiomycota; Malasseziomycetes; Malasseziales; Malasseziaceae.
AUGGAUGCUUCCAAGACUCCGCCACCUGCCUCAGACCUCUCAACGUCACCGCGCUCCAUACCUGACAGCCCACCCAAAACAAGGAGCCAUAUUGCACUGCCGCCGCGGUCUGGAUAUUCUCUCAGUGAUGAUUCUGACAGUGUUCGUUCAGAAGGCGAUGGAUCUACAGGCUCUGGUGUGAGCAGUACAGACUCUAGCUCUGACAAUGAGGGAGAUUCCGUUUUUGACGAAGAAGAGGAAGAUAUGGAGGAGAGCCAAGCUCGCAUCCGACAUUGGCAGAUGGCUCGAAACAUACACCGCAUGCAAGAAUCUUCAUCUGAUUCACGCGAGUCUCUUCCAAAUAACUUUGAAAGCUAUGAGGAUACAAGCAACGAUGCCGAUGCAGAGGACGAAAGAGAUGACCGCACGCGCCAAGUCGUGACGAGUCAAGGCUUUGAAGCAGAGGACGAGAAUAUGGAUGGUUCACAAGAAGCACCAGAGGAAUCCGUUGAAGAUUCCUUGGAUGACGGGUUGAGCACUUUGGAGCAACUCAAAGACGAUAACCGCGGCGUGUUGGAUUCGACAGACGAGGAAAUUAUGCCACGGCCACGCCUAUCGGUGUCAGCGUUUACGCCGCUUCUCAAGCAAUACGAUGAGGUUGUUGACCGUGACACGGCUCCUUCGGACGAGAUAGAAGAAGUCCGGAAAGCGGAUCUUGUUGAGCAAGGUACCGCUCGUGAGAAAAGUGUUCCACUGAUUCCCUAUGACUUUGGACGUGAUGCCCGGGCUACCGUGUUGGAUGAGUUAUUUGAGAACGUUGCGAUCGCGAUCUCGCGGGUAGAAGAGCAUUCUGACGAUCAUGGCUCGCAUUUCGGAAGCGCAGAGCGAGCUUCCUUUGACGAAGAAUCAGCUCAAGGCCGGAUGAUGUCUGUCAACCUUCUUGCUGCCAUAACCGUGGAAGGUGGUUUUUCAUCGCAACAGCUUGUUGAGCGAGUGGUGCCGCAGAUUACAAGCUGGCCUCUGGAUCCUGCCUUUUAUGUCCGGAAAGAGGUCGCUGCUGCUAUCGGCAUUAUAGGUAAGGCCCUGGCGAGCGGUGUUUCUGAGUCUUUUGAUCUCAGCAAGACGGAUGCACCACUUCGACUGCUCGAAGCCAUCAAUCGGGUACUGCUGGAUCAUGUCUGGCAGGUACGACAGGCAGCUUGUUAUUCGCUACCAGGUGUGUUUGCUACUCAGCCGGCCGAUGAGGUGCGACGUAAGAACCUUGUGAUAAUCAUGCAAGCCCUAAAGCAAGACGUUUCGCCUAAUGUCCAGCUCGCUGCUUUUGAGAUGAUCGGUGAAAUUAUAUAUCUGUUUCACGGCGAGGAAAAGGGCGUGCCGGAGGAACUGGUGCGACUCUUUAUGGGUCAGCCAAUGCACGGAGCCGAGGCUUCCAAUGCGGACGAAAUGCUGAACAAUUUGGACUAUGCACUGAUUGUUGCAUUCAAUUUCCCUGCUGUGAUAUUAACAAUGGGAGCGGAUCAUUGGCCUUUGCUGCGUGAACUUUACUUGCGUCUUACCAAUCAUGUAUAUGACAAUAUUCGCAAUUCACUGGCGGCUUCAUUGCAUGAGAUUGCUCGACUUAUUGGCUCCGAGGCUUCUUGCAUCGACCUGCUCCCUGUGGCCCAACGCUUUCUGCAAGAUCCCUGCGUGGACGUUACAGCAACACUUCUUGAGCAUUUCGAUCAGUUCUUGUUGAUGCUCCCUGCUUCUAUCGCUAAAGAACAGUUGCGGCAGAUACCCUCGCUAUGGAUGACCUCCUUUACACAGGAUUGGCGUUUGAGGCAAACGAUGGCUUCGCAUAUCCCCUCGUUGGUGCCUGAACUUCUGCUGGUGGAUGAGGAUGGAUCGCUGGUUACGUUGCUUUUGUUGGCGCUGAAUGAUUCUGUGAAUGCUUUACGCGAGAUUGGUAUUGCUGCGGUGCCGUCUAUGUACGCCACGUUCCAAGCACAUGAUGAGACCAUUGCGGAUGGUUUCCUGUCCAUGCUGACUGACUUAGCGCGUGCUCCGGCCUACCGCCAACGGGUCACUUUUGUACAGAUCCUUGUCAAGCUUUUGGGUGAGAAUCUCAGAAAGGAUCGCUUGGAAGAGCUUAUCUUCCCCAUUCUCCUCGAACUUGCCACUGACAGAGUGCUGGACGUUCGGCUGGCCUUGUCGCGGCUGGUGCAGUCUAUGUGGAAGAAGGUUGACCCGGAAUCCGUUAAUCCUCCCUUUGCAUUGAAUCAAAUAACAGCUACCUUGGCUCAGGACACUUCUACUGCUAUUCGAGAACCUAUUCUUGCUCUGCAUUUGCCUAUAAGCUCUGCAAAUGCUCUACCCGCACGUGAGCCCCAAUCCACUACGCUAGAAUUUGGCCCUGCUCGCCCUCUGCUGGACUCCACUAGCAUACCCUGGCGCAGCGCCGACGACAACCUGGAUACGCGUGCCGACAAAGUGGAUGAGAGUUUGCAGGGCCAAAAUAGUUCAGCUUCCAUCCGAAUGGACGAAGAUAGCAUGUAA